Messenger RNA from Penicillium cinerascens, 744 nucleotides. RefSeq names its product spherulation-specific family 4 protein. The transcript is spliced from 3 exons. NCBI's taxonomy places the organism in Eukaryota, Fungi, Ascomycota, Eurotiomycetes, Eurotiales, Aspergillaceae. The record is from RefSeq and is a predicted model, not a curated record. The coding region runs from base 1 to 744 and encodes 247 amino acids.
AUGCUUCCGAAAUCGGCCGUGGUAGUGCCUUUGUAUAUCUAUCCCUUGACGCCUGAUACCUGGGCCCCGCUCUACGCAGCAAUUGAGGCCAAUCCCAACCUCAACUUCCUGGUCAUUGUCAACCCCAACAGUGGCCCCGGCGACACACCGCUCCCCGAUGCCAACUACUCCCGAGAAGUUCCCCGGUUGAACGCUUACGGCAACGUGUACACCGUGGGCUACAUCAAAAUCGACUACUGCAGGAAGCCCCACUCGGAAUCCUUCGCGGAGGUCGCGCGGUACGCCGGUUGGUCGGAGCAAUAUGAGACGACACGUCUCGGGGUCCGUGGGAUAUUCGUGGACGAGACGCCCAAUCACCACGACGCGGACCGAGCCGAGUAUUUGUCGGCACUGACUCGGUUCAUAAAGAGUACACCGGGUAUUCUUACCGACCGUUUUGUCGUUCACAAUCCAGGAACACCGCCUGACGCCACAAUGGUCGAUGCUGCGGACUUAAUAUUUGUUUGCGAAGAGCCAUAUCCACGCUACCGAUCAGAGGAGGUCCAACAUCGGCUGCAGGAACUCCCAUACGAUCGAGCUCGCGCCGGCUUUAUGAUCAAUGAGGUGCCCAUAGACAACUUGCAGGAAUUGGUGCAUGAACUGCGCCAUCGCUCGGCCUACUUCUUUGUAACCGAGAUCGCUGGGGAUUUCUACGAGCGCUUUGGUCCCCGCAGCUGGGGACAAUUUAUGCAGGCCUUGCAGUAA